AUGUCGUCAGCUGCUGUUGGCCCAGCUCUUUCCCAGGGUGUCGGUUAUGGUGUCGUCCUAGGCGUUGGAGCUGCCUUUGCUCUGUUCAUGAUCACCAUCACGUUUAUCCUCAAACGAUUCAACAAUGAAGUCCAGACUGCGGAGAUGUUCACGACUGCGGGCCGAUCGGUCAAGUCUGGUCUCGUCGCGGCAGCUGUCGUGUCAUCGUGGACAUGGGCUGCGACCUUAUUGCAAAGCACCGGUGUCUGCUACCGAUAUGGUGUUUCGGGACCCUUUUGGUAUGCCUCUGGCGCAACCGUGCAGAUCAUUCUGUUUGCAACGCUCGCCAUCACUCUCAAGAAGCGCGCUCCGAAUGCGCAUACUUUCUUGGAGGCCAUCCGGGCCCGCUACGGCGCCCCUGCGCAUUUCACCUUUAUUUUCUUCGGCCUGGUCACCAACGUGCUUGUCUCCCUCAUGCUCAUCGCCGGAGGCGCUGCCACAAUCAACGCCCUGACAGGGAUGCACGGUGUAGCGGCCAUCUUCCUAAUGCCCAUUCCCGUCGUGGCCUACACAUUCAUUGGUGGUAUCAAGGCAACAUUCAUCACGGACUACAUCCAUGGCGCCGUUGUCUUGAUCAUUAUCAUCACAUUUGCUCUCUCGGCCUACUCGACCUCGGAGCAUCUUGGCAGCCCUGGCGCUGUGUACGACCUCCUUGUCGAGGCCGCUACCAAUCACCCGGUGGCGGGAAACAAGGACGGAAGCUACUUGACCAUGCGCUCGACUGGCGGCAUCACCUUCUUUGUGAUCAACAUUGUUGGUAACUUUGGCACCGUCUUCCUGGAUGCGUCCUACUCUCAAAAGGCGAUUGCUGCGCACCCGGUUCACGCCCUGCCUGGCUAUAUCAUUGGUGGCUUGGCUUGGUUUGCCAUUCCAUGGUUGACAGCGACCACUCUCGGUCUUUCGGCUCUGGCCCUUGAAUCGAAUCCCGUUUUCCCUACAUACCCGGAACGCAUGACUGACGCCGAUGUGUCGGCUGGUCUGGCCCUCCCCUACGCCGCGGUAGCUCUGCUGGGCAAGGGCGGCGCCGGUGCCACCCUGAUCAUGGUCUAUCUGGCUGUCACUUCGUCCUUCAACGCGGAACUCAUCGCCGUCUCAUCGAUUGCCACCUAUGAUAUCUACCGUGCGUACAUCAACCCCAGCGCCACAGGCAAGAAGCUCGUGUGGAUGUCGCACAUGGCCAUGAUUGGGUACGCCAUCAUUAUAUGCCUCGUUUCCGUCGGACUCUGGUACAAUGGUAUCUCCAUGGGCUACUUGUACCUUCUGAUGGGUGUCCUGAUCUCGGCGGCUGUCAUCCCCGCCACACUGACACUCAUGUGGAAGGGACAGAACAAGUGGGCUGCGACCCUGUCUCCUAUCCUUGGCUUCAUUUGCGCCAUCAUCGCCUGGCUUGUAACCGCCAGCAAGACUUGCGGUGUCCUCGAUGUCGCUUGCACAGGAUCCAACGACCCAAUGUUGGCGGGCAAUGUCACUGCGCUACUCUCCCCCCUCCUCUUUGUUCCGAUCUUCACUCUCAUUUUCGGACUGGACAAGUACGACUGGCAGUCUAUGCUGGCCAUUCGCCAGUCAGAUGAUGACGACAUCAUCAAGAAUGCAGGGUUGAGCCCCGAGGCUGUGCGCGAGUUGGAGCGUGCCCAGGAGGCAGAAUGGGUGGCGGAGAGGAAGAAGCUGACCAGAGCUCUCAAGAUUGCGAGUGUGACAACAGUGCUCUUGGCGAUAUCAUUCCUGGUCCUGUGGCCUAUGCCGCUCUAUGGCACGGGAUACGUCUUCAGCAGGAAGUUUUUCACUGGAUGGGUGAUUGUUGGCGUCAUCUGGAUCUUCUGCACGUUCAUUGCCAUUGUCAUCUACCCCCUGUGGGAGAGCCGUGCGACGCUCAUCAAGGUGACGAAGACUAUGCUCGGAAUGAAGACCAAUGACCAUCCGGUAGUCGAGGGCGAGCCCGCUCUCAGUGGCACAGCAACGCCCACCACCAAGGAGGGUGUCAUGAAGGGCGAGGAGAAGGUGGACAAUGAGAAGGUCUAG
Emericellopsis cladophorae is the source of this 2058-nucleotide messenger RNA. RefSeq lists its product as uncharacterized. NCBI's taxonomy places the organism in Eukaryota, Fungi, Ascomycota, Sordariomycetes, Hypocreales, Bionectriaceae. Gene Ontology annotation, biological process: putrescine transport; urea transmembrane transport; spermidine transport. Gene Ontology annotation, cellular component: plasma membrane. The record is from RefSeq and is a predicted model, not a curated record. Gene Ontology annotation, molecular function: urea transmembrane transporter activity; spermidine transmembrane transporter activity; putrescine transmembrane transporter activity. The transcript has 3 exons. Bases 1 to 2058 code for a protein of 685 amino acids.